This is a messenger RNA of Suillus plorans, 2150 nucleotides long. Its product is annotated as FAD binding domain-containing protein. The transcript is spliced from 8 exons. Bases 86 to 1843 code for a protein of 585 amino acids. Gene Ontology annotation, molecular function: heme binding; oxidoreductase activity; FMN binding. The record is from RefSeq and is a predicted model, not a curated record. Lineage: Eukaryota; Fungi; Basidiomycota; Agaricomycetes; Boletales; Suillaceae.
CAUAGGUACUUGACCCGGAACAGCUUCCCCCACCUUGCUCCCUCUCCACUACCAUCUUCUCCGCACACUCCUAACAAUUAUCGCAAUGUCACAGGUCAUCGUCGUUGGAGGUGGCCUUGCUGGUCUCUCUGCAGCUCACACCCUUCUUGAGCGUGGUGCUAAUGUAUUGCUACUUGACAAGCAAGGAUUCAUGGGUGGAAACUCCACCAAGGCCACUUCUGGUAUCAACGGUGCUGGUACCCAGACACAGCAGGAGGCUGGUAUUCCAGAUAACGCAAAGAUUUUCUUCGAGGACACGAAGAAAUCUGCUCGUGAACUUGCUCGCGAUGACCUUAUCCGUGUGUUGACCGGCCGCUCAGGCGAUGCUGUCAACUGGCUACAGGACAAAUUCGGUCUGGACCUCUCAAAGGUCGCGCGGUUAGGAGGCCAUAGCCAGCCUCGUACACACAGAGGGAAUGCACAAUUCCCUGGUAUGGUUAUUACUUACGCACAAAUGGAGCGCCUGGAGGAUUUGGCAGUGAGCCAGCCAGACCGCGUGAAGAUUUACAAGAAGUCCCGUGUCACGAAGCUUCUUAAAGACGAGUCUGGCGCAGUUACGGGUGUUGAGUAUGUCCGCAAUGGCAACACAGAAACUGCAUACGGCCCCGUUGUCCUCGCUACUGGUGGUUAUGCCGCCGAUUUCACUGGCGGUGACUCUCUGCUGAAGAAGCACCGUCCUGAAUACUAUGAUCUCCCGACGACGAAUGGUGACCACUGCACAGGUGAUGGUCAGAAGAUUGCCAUGGCUAUUGGUGCGAGUGCGAUCGACCUCGAAAAAGUGCAAGUGCACCCGACGGGUCUUGUUGACCCUAACGAGCCCGACGCGAAAGUGAAGUUCUUGGCUGCAGAGGCUCUUCGUGGUGUUGGCGGUUUACUUCUUGACAAGAACGGCGACCGUUUCGUCGAUGAACUUCAACAUCGCGAUUACGUCACUGGCAAGAUUUGGGAGAAUGGCAAGUAUCCCAUUCGCUUGAUCCUUAACGGGCAGUCUUCAAGCGAGAUCGAAUGGCACUGCAAGCACUAUGUCGGUCGUGGUCUCAUGAAGCGUUUCGAUUCUGGCGAGGCUCUUGCUAAAGAGAUGGGCAUCAAGCCUGAAUAUCUUAAGAAGACUUUCGACACGUACAAUGCAGGUGUCAGGGCAAAGAAGGAUCCAUUUGGAAAGAAGUACUUUUCAUCAGGAGAGUGGAGCAUGAAUGACUACUUCAACGUCGCAAUUAUGACCCCUGUAUUGCACUACACCAUGGGUGGCUUGGAAAUCGACCCCGAAUCACGUGUCAUCGGAAAGGAUGGCAAACCCAUCUCUGGUCUCUUCGCUGCUGGUGAGGUUGCUGGUGGUGUACACGGUGCCAACCGUCUUGGUGGUUCGUCACUGCUUGGAUGUGUUGUUUUUGGACGUGUAUCUGGCGAUUCAGCUGCUGCCUAUCUCCUCCAGACGACUAGCGCCAUCGUAGAGAAGGCGGGCGGACGUCUUGGUGCACUCGUAGGACAGCUCGAGUCGAAGCCUGCUACUUCAUCUGCAUCUACACAGCCUGCUGCCACGAGUGUUCCCGCCCAGUCGUCAUCGCUAUCAAAGGAAUUCAGUGCCGCGGAUGUAGCUAAGCACAACAAGAAGGACGACAUCUGGGUCAUUGUUAAUGGCCAAGUGCUGGACGUCACAUCCUUCUUGCCUGAUCAUCCGGGAGGCGAGAAAGCUAUCAUUCUCUACGCUGGUCGUGACGCUACUGAGGAAUUCAACAUGCUCCACGACCCGAAGGUGAUUCCAAGAUAUGCACCAGACGCUGUCAUUGGCACACUCAAGAAGUAGGGGAUAAAUGGCGCUACGACUCCGCUCAGAAAAAGUAGAGGAACUAUAUCUGUCAUCUUUCUUCAACAUCGCAUAUCUCUUUCUCUCAUGUCUCUGCUUGGUUGCUGUAAUCCAGUGUAUUCUAAUGUUGUGUUCUCUUCAUACCAUCUUUGACUGACUGAUUCAUGAGGCCAACACGAGGCCGUGGCUGUUGCAAAGUUUGAAUACUAAAUGCCGAAUUGUUUCUUGAUACGCCUCCGCCAUAACAAGCUUGGGAAUAUUCCUGCGGCGGCGGUUUUAAAGUUUGUGCGUACGUUCUUUUUACUAU